GACUGCCCGCUUGUGACUCAUGGCUGACAUCAAACAUGGGGCCCUCCAGGUCGAGUUGGCCAGAGUAGCUGAGCUUUGUCUGAUCACAUAUGUUCCAGAAUCCAUCCCAUCACCCCAAUCCAAUUGUGGCUUCGUGCCUUCACGCGCAACCCCCCCAAUUCCCAAUUCUUACCAUCACCCACGUACCUAACACUUCACACAAGCCGCUCCCCUCCCCUCACUUCUGCAAAGCCCUUAGCCAUGUCGACGGCCAGCGCAGGUUCGGGCGGGGUCGAGGUUGACUUCGCCGAGGACAACUACGGCGAUACUCUCUUCCCACGCGAGAUCAAGUCCGCGCUCACGCACCUCCGCGACAUUGGUGAGCAACACGUCGAUCGUUCAGUGAAGGUGCGAGCCUGGAUUCAGAAUGCACGGAUGCAAGGCAAGAAGAUGGCGUUUGUCGAACUCCGGGAGGAAGGAUCUUGGUCCAUCCAAGGUCUCGUGGUUGCCGGUGCCGGUACUGGUGUCAGCAGAGAGAUGGUGAAGUGGGUUGGGUCCUUGAACCCGGAGAGCUUCGUUUCGGUGGAAGCCACGGUCAAACGACCCCUUGGUCUGGUCAAGAGCUGCCGUGUUACCAACUACGAGCUGCAUCUCAGCAAGGUCUUCUGCGAGGCCCCUGCCCCUGACGUCCUAGGCCUGAGUCUGGCAGCAGCAAACAAGGCCGCUACAGGCCUCGACGAGGAAGAGGAAGUCGUGGAUGGGAUGGCGAACUUAACGGUGAAGGAGCUGGUUGUUCCCGGAGCGAGCCUGGCCACACACAUCAGUGACCCGGUCAUGCACAAGCGUGCUCCCGUCACCCAAGCCAUAUCUGACAUUCGGAUGGCCGUUCGAAAGCUCUUCACCGAGUACGUGGAUACACGCGACUUCAAUAUGUUCGAACCGCCGUGCCUCAUCGGGGCUGCCUCGGAAGGGGGCGCCGAGGUUUUCACGCUCCCGUACUUCGGAAAGACGGCGUACCUGGCACAGUCGGCACAGUUCUACAAGCAGCUCGAAAUCGCAGGCGGAAGGAAGAGGGUGUAUAGCAUCGGCCCAGCCUUCAGGGCCGAGAAUUCAAAUACCCGCCGGCAUCUGACCGAGUUCAUUGUCAUGGAUCUCGAGACCGAGAUUGAAAGCCACUACCACGAGGUCAUGUAUCUUCUAGAAGACCUCCUGCUUUAUAUCUUCCGUCAGCUGGAGGUCCGGUGCAAAGACCAGAUCGAACUCGUCCGCAGCGUAUACCCGUCCCCGCCCUUUUUAGUGCCCCAGCCCGGAAAGGAAGUCCGCAUCUCAUUCGCCGACGGCCAAAAGCUGCUUCGUGAAAAAGGACCCGCAGAGUUUCGGAACGUCAGCGACGACGAGGAUAUGAGCACUCCCCAGGAGAAAGCGCUCGGUGCGAUUAUCCGCGACAAGUACCAGACCGACUUCUACAUCAUUGACAAGUUCCCAGAGUCGGCUCGGCCCUUCUAUGCCAUGCUGGACCCGGAGAAUCCUGCCGUCACCAAUGCUUUCGACUUCUUUAUGCGGGGUCAGGAGGUGCUCUCUGGUGGACAGCGUAUCCAUCACCCCGUCGUUCUUGAAGACCGAAUCCGAGCUAAAGGUAUCGACCCUAGCUCCCUAGGAAUCAAGGAGUAUCUCGACAUCUUCAAAUCAGCAGGCGUGCCACCGCAUGGUGGUGGAGGUAUUGGGUUGGACAGAGUUGUGGCUUGGUACUUGGCAUUGCCAACGGUGCAUCUUGCUGCAUACUAUCCGAGGACCCCUAAAAGACUGCUUCCAUGAGUAGAUAGGGUAGGGAAUGAACUAGAACAUGAGCAGCCCUGGAAAAAUUUAAGGCGGGAUGGGGGAGGGAAACCAAUUUAUGUCGUAUCCCAGGCGUAACUGCCGAUACAUCUACAGUUACAAGCACACAUUAGUGUAAAGUGGAGGUAAAAUGGGGGUAACAUUCCUCCCCAUAGUUCCCUAUAUCCAUGUGCUUGCCAACAUAUUCUGUGAAAUCUGUUGGGGGUUGAGCUGCCGAAUGAGGUUGGGGGGCGAGGUUAAGUGUGGAACGAUUGAGCGGCUCGUGGGAGGCCACGGGCAACCCGGUGUAGAGUUACCAUCGUUAAACACGC
Molecule: messenger RNA, 2126 nt
Organism: Chaetomium fimeti
Lineage: Eukaryota; Fungi; Ascomycota; Sordariomycetes; Sordariales; Chaetomiaceae
Exons: 2
Coding region: 241-1794 (517 amino acids)
Biological process (GO): aspartyl-tRNA aminoacylation
Cellular component (GO): cytoplasm; aminoacyl-tRNA synthetase multienzyme complex; cytosol
Molecular function (GO): ATP binding; RNA binding; aspartate-tRNA ligase activity
Source: RefSeq, a predicted model, not a curated record